UAAAGUAAACAAUCCAAAAAAUCCAACCUUUUUGUUGAAUUGUCAAAGAAAAUCAAAUUUUUUUAUCUCUCAAUUAAUUCUGUUUAUUUGUGUAAUUACUUUUAAUUAUUGACCAAUUAAUUAACUAUCUGAAUCCUAAUGUCUGUAGCAAACAUGGAAAAACAUUUGUUCAACUUGAAAUUUGCGUCAAAGGAUUUACUGAGGAAUUCAAAGAAAUGUGAAAAGGAGGAGAAGAAGGAGAAAGAGAAAUGUAAAAUGGCCAUUCAGAAAAACAACUAUGAAGCUGGAAAAAUUCAUGCUGAAAAUGCUAUCAGACAAAAGAAUCAAUCACUUAAUUAUCUUCGUAUGAGUGCUCGGGUUGAUGCGGUGGCCAGUCGUGUACAAACUGCUCUGACCACUAGAAAAGUAACUCAAAGUAUGACCGGUGUUGUUAAAGCGAUGGACGCUGCCAUGAAAAGUAUGAAUUUGGAAAAAAUAUCUUCCGUUAUGGAUAAAUUUGAGAAACAAUUUGAAGAUCUUGAUGUACAAUCAUCCGUCAUGGAAGAUACUAUGAGCUCGACAACAACACUUUCAGUACCACAAAAUGAUGUCGAUAAUCUGAUGAAACAAGUUGCCGAAGAAGCUGGAAUCGAAUUGAAAAUGGAGUUACCAAGAGAGGAAACUGCAAGUAUUGGUGAAUCAAGCAUCGCCGCUUCAGAGCAAGAUGAUUUAAGCCAAAGAUUAGCGAAACUGCGAAACAUGUGAUAAAAGAAAAAAGAAAAACACAAUCAAAAAGAUGCAAAAAGUUCAACUCAAAGAUUCAACAAUUAACAAUUCCAUGAUAAGAAAAGCUCAGGCUUAUUCCUUGUUCCCAGAGAGAAAAAAAGAAAACAUAUUCAUCUCAAUAAUAUAUCUUCUAGACGAAUUGUUUUGAUUGCCUUAAGGAACCUGAAAGAAUAUAAAAAAAACCAAAGGAUAAAACAAAGAAAAGGGAAUCAAAUCAAUUGAUAAACACAAUUAAAAAUCUUUUUUUUCCCAAACCAUUACAUCAACUUAAAUGAAGGAAUCUAAUUGAACAAAAAUUGAAAAGAAUUGAUAAAAAAAAAUGAAAAGUCAAAUUUACCUUUAUAUAAAUAUCCAAAUUGUAAUGAUUGUGAAAAAUAUUUUAAUAACAUCAUCAAUUGACAUCAACA
Panonychus citri (citrus red mite) is the source of this 1172-nucleotide messenger RNA. It is a transcript of the gene Chmp1, whose product is annotated as charged multivesicular body protein 1B1-like. NCBI's taxonomy places the organism in Eukaryota, Metazoa, Arthropoda, Arachnida, Trombidiformes, Tetranychidae. Gene Ontology annotation, cellular component: multivesicular body; ESCRT III complex. The transcript has 3 exons. Bases 139 to 744 code for a protein of 201 amino acids. The record is from RefSeq and is a predicted model, not a curated record. Gene Ontology annotation, biological process: protein transport; late endosome to vacuole transport; endosome transport via multivesicular body sorting pathway.